CUGCGUGCCUACGUGCCAGUCUUCAUCACCACUCAACAAUAUCCCACCCGGCUUUUGCCAAUGUCGGAAAGAUCUGCCAGGUUGUUGUCAACAAUGUGCUUAUGACGCAGGACAUGGCAUCCUCGCUUCUCCCUCGAAAACAAGCACGCAACCCGGAUACUCCUGCGUCACACACCCCUCGGGUCAAAUCCUCUUCCCACCCCUCCCUCCGCCAGACUCCCAUGACCACGCACCCUUCUCCGCUGUCACCACCAUGGUCACGACCUCAGGUUUCAGCCACACUCCCGUGGCGCGCCUCCUGAUCCUGGCCUCCGUUGGCCUGUCCAUCCUCGUGUCGACGCUCUCCGUCCAGUACCUCCUGCCGAUACGACCGCACCCGCAUCUCUGGCCCUACCUGCAGUUCUCCCGCCUCCUGACCUACCAGACCGCCCACACCACCUCGACCGAGCUGCUGUUCUCCGCCGUCCUGCUGUACCAGUUCCGGGUGCUCGAGAGGCUGUGGGGCAGCCGCAAGUUUGCGAGUUUCGUCGCCGUGGUGUUUUGGUGCAAUGUCCUGGUCGUGCCCUGGCUGGUGGUGCUGCUGAAGCUCGUGACCCUGGGCUGGUACAAUUACCUGCCGAGCGGGUCGACCGGGCUCGUGUUUGCGCUGCUGAGCGCCUGGGCGGAGGAGGUGCCGCGCAUCUACAGGUACAAGAUCGCCACGGGUUCCCCGGCCCCGACGGCGGGCGGGCGACAACAAGUCCCCGGUGUGGUCCUGAGUGACAAAUCGACCACGUACCUGCUGGCGGCGCAGUUGGCACUCAGCCAGUUCCCUUACUCCAUCCUCCCCGCGGCCGUGGGCUGGACGGUGGGCACGGCGUGGAUGGGCGAGUUGUUGCCCGGCGGACUGGGAAGAUGGAGGAUCCCUGCGUGGAUGGUCGGCGAGUCGAGCAGGAGGAAAGAACGGGACCGGUACGAAGGCCUGCGGCGCAGAUUGGAGGAAGAAGGCGGUUCGGCGGACGGGAUGAGGACCGUGAGCGAUCGCGUUGGCGCUGCGGGAGCGGAACAAGAGAGUCGGAGGCGAGGCGGGUUUGGGAGACAGAUAUUGGGAUAUUUCACGGGAUCUUCUUGACUACCGCUGUCUCUCCUUGUACAUACAUACACACCUACCUAUUAUUUCUAGCCUGGCCCGGCCCCGCCGCCUAAACAGGUCCUGCAGAAAACGAAGAAUGCUCAUAAAAAAAAGGCUGUGCUACACCUUCUCCCUAUCCAUCUAUAUACACGGUUGGCCGCUGUACAGUGGGGAUCCCAGCAAUGAACCGUGACUAUGGGAAUGAAAGCCGCGGUUCGUGGACGAGUGCACGUGCAUAGGCAUGCGAGCAUGGAGAUUGUAUGCCUUACUUAGUUAAUGUGCCGAGAGGGAUACGAGGGGU
Molecule: messenger RNA, 1412 nt
Organism: Cladophialophora immunda
Lineage: Eukaryota; Fungi; Ascomycota; Eurotiomycetes; Chaetothyriales; Herpotrichiellaceae
Exons: 1
Coding region: 254-1111 (285 amino acids)
Molecular function (GO): serine-type endopeptidase activity
Source: RefSeq, a predicted model, not a curated record